This is a messenger RNA of Selaginella moellendorffii, 1407 nucleotides long. RefSeq lists its product as uncharacterized. Gene Ontology annotation, molecular function: ribonucleoprotein complex binding; protein binding. NCBI's taxonomy places the organism in Eukaryota, Viridiplantae, Streptophyta, Lycopodiopsida, Selaginellales, Selaginellaceae. The transcript has 12 exons. The record is from RefSeq and is a predicted model, not a curated record. Gene Ontology annotation, biological process: alternative mRNA splicing, via spliceosome. Gene Ontology annotation, cellular component: nuclear body; cytoplasm. Bases 24 to 1187 code for a protein of 387 amino acids.
UUAGGGCUUGUGAAUCGAUCGAUAUGGAUGCGCGAGCGACGCUGCAGCGUUUUCGGGAGGAUCUGUAUACCGGAGCUCCGGCGGGGGAGGACUUGGAUGGCCAGCUCCUGGCAGAGCCCAGCGAUGCGCUCUCUCAUCAGGAAGCUGCUGUUCAGGAAGUAAUCGGCAGGCAGAGGCAGGAUGAAAACGCUACUGGCAACGAUGUUCUUUGCGAGCGUCACAGUCCAGGACGCCUUAAGGAUACUCUCGUAAAGAUGACGGCCGACCAUCGUGCUGAUGCUGCCUCGAAACGAGCCAAGCAGUUAUCCUCGCGACCAGAGAACACGGAAAUUGGAAACGGCUAUGGACUGCCUGGAGGUGGCGCCUAUGCUGUUCGGCCUCCAACGUUUACUCUCGCGGCUCCUGCUGCUGAGCCUUGCCAUCAAACAGCUUCAACAACGCAGCCAUCCUUGCAACACAACCGUGAAGAAGUAGCGAACGUCGGCUCUCUUAAGAGUUCAUCGACAUCCUUGCCUAGGGGCUGGGCAGAAGGGAGGGAUCCGGCCAGUGGCUAUCCUUUCUACUAUAAUGAAAGCACUGGGGAAAGUCGCUGGGAACGUCCACCACCGGAAGAAGAAUCUGUCGAACGACUGCCUCCUGAUUGGCAAACUGCGAUUGAUCCUGGAUCUGGACAAACGUACUACUUCAAUGUGAGAACGAACGAAAGCUCCUGGGAGAGGCCCAAAGCUCCCGCUACUGCUGUUGCUCCUAUCAAAAUGAAAAAAUGUACCGGAUGUGGAGGCUGGGGCGUGGGAUUAGUUCAAGCCUGGAACUACUGCAAUCACUGUACGAGGGUUCUCAACAUCACAGUACCUCUGCACAAGAUGACGCCUACGAAUGAAACUCCCAAGCAAAGGCAAGUGAAGAACAGGAAAAAAAGGGGAGCGGAAGACUUGGAUCCCAUGGAUCCUAGUGCCUAUUCUGAUGCUCCUCGAGGAGGAUGGGGUAUUGGCUUGAAAGGAGUACAACCCAGGGCAGCAGAUACCACUGCAACAGGUCCACUGUUCCAGCAACGGCCAUAUCCAUCUCCCGGGGCUGUUCUACGGAAAAAUGCGGAAGCUGCUGGUCACCAAGGGAAAUCUGGUGCUGGUUUCGCUCCCAUCCAUAAAAGAGGAGAUGGGAGUGAUGGAUUAGGAGAUGCUGACUAAGUUUCACCACGAAGCUGUUUUGAAACUAGCACGACACUAGGUUGUUGUUUAGACAACCUACGCAGGAUAAAGACAAACACUCAAAUAAUUAUAACCAGGCUGGUAUCAAUGCUCUCUCAGCUAUCAAGUCUAGAUGAAGCAAUCACCACGAAUCAUUGGUUUGCCUAGAAUGCAUAAGAUAGUAAAAUGCUCUUAUUAAUGAAGAAAAACCAUUAACUCA